AUGGGAGGUGACUCGUCGGCAACGUGCGUCUACGACGCGGUGCGGACUAUUAUGAAGCUGCAAGGACACAAAUUUGAGCUGGACAAGACAGGACCGGCGGGGAUCCUGGCUGUAGAAAAGAAGCCAGGAAUCUACCUGGUGGCGACGCUGGAUGACUUGUUCCGGGGCUCUUGUUUUGUCACUAUGGUCGGUACGAACAAGAUGGCCUUCGCCUACGAAGACGGGAUAGAGAUGGGUCUGGGCGUAUACAAGUACGCAAAAAAGAUUUGCUGGAACCGGGAGUGCUUCACAACGGACGGAAAUGGACAGUGGGAAGCGGAAAAAGCAGGUGAAGCCGAGUGGAAUGAACAUUCGGCGAUGAUGUGUACAGUACCAAUGGCGCGGAAGCCAGCGAAGCAGCGUCGUCGACAUACCAAAAGAAGACCCCAGCAAAGAAUACGGCAACAGCUUGAAGCGACGGGUCGAGUAAGUAGGCGGAUUCACGAGUAG
This is a messenger RNA of Peronospora belbahrii, 489 nucleotides long. Lineage: Eukaryota; Oomycota; Peronosporomycetes; Peronosporales; Peronosporaceae. The record is from the annotation of a GenBank genome assembly.